UCCUUCAAUCUUUCCAUCACCUCUCAAAACCAAAUGGCUUCCACCAUGGCCCUCUCCUCCCCUUCCCUGGUUGGAAAGGCAGUGAAGGUUGCCCCAGCAGCCUCCGAGAUCUUUGGCGAGGGCCGGAUUUCCAUGCGCAAGACUGGUGGCAGGCCCAGGCCCGUUUCUGGCAGCCCGUGGUACGGUCCUGACCGUGUCAAGUACCUCGGUCCUUUCUCCGGUGAACCACCAUCUUACCUCACCGGUGAAUUCCCCGGUGACUACGGCUGGGACACUGCCGGUCUCUCCGCAGACCCAGAGACCUUUGCCAAGAACCGUGAGCUCGAGGUUAUCCAUUGCCGCUGGGCCAUGCUGGGCGCCCUCGGCUGCGUCUUCCCUGAGCUGCUGUCACGCAAUGGUGUGAAGUUCGGUGAGGCAGUGUGGUUCAAAGCCGGUUCACAGAUCUUCAGCGAGGGUGGUUUGGACUACCUGGGCAAUCCCAGCCUGGUGCACGCUCAGAGCAUUCUUGCCAUCUGGGCUUGCCAGGUUAUUCUCAUGGGUGCCGUCGAGGGAUACCGCAUUGCUGGUGGCCCUCUCGGAGAGAUCACUGACCCUCUAUACCCAGGAGGCAGCUUUGACCCACUGGGUCUUGCUGAUGACCCAGAAGCAUUCGCGGAGCUGAAGGUGAAGGAGAUCAAGAACGGUAGAUUGGCCAUGUUCUCAAUGUUUGGAUUCUUUGUUCAGGCCAUUGUGACAGGAAAGGGUCCAUUGGAGAACUUGGCUGAUCAUCUUGCUGACCCAGUUAACAACAAUGCUUGGGCUUAUGCCACCAACUUUGUUCCUGGCAAGUGAUGAGGGUGUGCUUUUGCAUUGUAAAUUAUUUGUUAGUGUGUGAGAUUUGUACCAUUACUUGGAUUAUUAUUA
Molecule: messenger RNA, 903 nt
Organism: Dioscorea cayenensis subsp. rotundata (Guinea yam)
Lineage: Eukaryota; Viridiplantae; Streptophyta; Magnoliopsida; Dioscoreales; Dioscoreaceae
Product: chlorophyll a-b binding protein of LHCII type 1
Exons: 1
Coding region: 34-831 (265 amino acids)
Biological process (GO): photosynthesis, light harvesting in photosystem I; response to light stimulus
Cellular component (GO): chloroplast thylakoid membrane; plastoglobule; chloroplast envelope
Source: RefSeq, a predicted model, not a curated record